Molecule: messenger RNA, 1782 nt
Organism: Cokeromyces recurvatus
Lineage: Eukaryota; Fungi; Mucoromycota; Mucoromycetes; Mucorales; Mucoraceae
Product: kinase-like domain-containing protein
Exons: 7
Coding region: 1-1782 (593 amino acids)
Biological process (GO): intracellular signal transduction; regulation of MAPK cascade; protein phosphorylation
Cellular component (GO): cytoplasm
Molecular function (GO): protein tyrosine kinase activity; ATP binding; protein serine/threonine kinase activity
Source: RefSeq, a predicted model, not a curated record
AUGGGCAAUACUAUAGCAACGCCCAGUAGCCAUGGCAAUUAUCAGUCAAGUAGACGACCAUCUCAAAAACCAUCAUCUACAAGGAGUUUACGUAAAAUGACUUCAUCAUCUACCUUAUCUAGUAUAAAAUUAUAUAAACAAAACAAUAAGUCUGAAACCUCUCUAUCCUCUAAAAUGUCGACAAAGUCUUCGAAUCGUCAUCCAUCUACUUUUGGUGAGAAAAUAUUGGACAUUAGUAAACCAACUAAAUUUGAACAUGGCAUUCAUGUAGAAUAUAAUAGAGAUAGUGGGAAAUACAUGGGAUUACCCGAUGUAUGGCAAUCAAAUUUACCAAGCGAUGAUAUAUUAGAUACACAUUACGUUACUCCUCAUCUUGUACCCUCACCAGUUAAGCCAGAAUGUAAAAGUAUUCCCCUCCCUUUAAAGCAAUGUUUAAGAAAUGAACAAGGAAUGUCUCCUUAUUUUUGUGAUUCAGAUGCAUCACAGAAAACGCCUACAUUAAUUGGAAAACCAUACAAUGUACAACACAACAUUCAUGUCCAAGUGGGUAAAUAUGGUUUCAAAGGUUUACCACUUGAAUGGCAAAAGAUUUUAUUAGCUUCAGGUGUGCCUGAAGAAGUCGUUCAGAAUAACCGGAAAACAGUUGAGAAUUUGAUGCAUCAUAUUCGAAUGCCAGAUUCACUUCAGUCAGAUAAUAAACAGCAGCUAGAGUUUAAAGAAAAGAAGGAAAUGACGUUACCAAUAGGUUAUGCACCUCCUUCAAGAGCAAGAUCAUCUAAAUUAUUACAUUUAUCUUUAUUUAAAUCCUCUAUUGAUAUACCACCCCUUCCUGAAAUAGACGAUUCUUCACUUUUUAUGAAUUCCGUUACAGACCCUAAUACAUUAUAUACCGACUUUAUAUUGAUAGCAGAAGGUGAAUCAGGACCCAUGUAUGCCGCUAAACAUACCAGUACAAAACGCAUUGUUGCCAUCAAAAAGAUUCCCCACAAGGCAGAAGAGAAACUAAGCAAGAUAAGAAACGAGUUGACAACGAUGAAGAUGAGUCGACAUCCGAAUGUGGUUGAGUUUAUUGCCUGUUAUACCACCCCAGAAGAAAUUUGGGUUGUGAUGGAAUGCAUGGAUGUUUCUUUGGCUGAUAUUAUUUCGAUUGAACCAUUACAACCUCGUAUGCGUGAGGAUCAAAUUGCACGUGUGGCAAGAGAUAUCUUGAGAGCUCUCUGUCGAAUUCAUCGACUCAAUCGUAUACACCGAGAUAUUCGAAGUGAUAACAUCUUGUUAAAUUUACGGGGCGAAAUUAAGCUAGCUGAUUUUGGACAUUGUGCUCAGCUUUCAAAAUCUCAACCUGAACGUAAUUCAAUUGUGGGUACACCUUAUUGGAUGGCACCAGAAGUGAUUAAAGGAUUAAACUAUAAUGCAAAAAUCGAUAUUUGGAGUUUAGGAGUGGUUUUAAUAGAGAUGGCAGAAGGCAAUCCACCUUAUGUAGAAUACCCGCCUUUAAGAGCUUUAUUUUUAAUUGUAUCAAAUGGUUUACCUCCAUUAAAAGAACCAGAUAGAUGGUCAGAACCAUUUAAAGAUUUUUUGAAAUUAUGUACGAUAGAGAAUCCAGAAGAAAGGCCAGAUGCAGAAACGUUAUUAAAGCAUCAUUUUCUACGUUCUGUGGGUACAGCAGAAGAUAUAAUUGAACUAAUUGAAGAAACACGUAGAUUAGAAAUGUUACAACAAGAAGAAGAAGAAGAAGAUGUGAUAGAGGAAGAAGAGAGUACAGAAAAAGGAUGUUCAUAA